Plasmodium inui San Antonio 1 is the source of this 3525-nucleotide messenger RNA. RefSeq lists its product as hypothetical. The record is from RefSeq and is a predicted model, not a curated record. Gene Ontology annotation, molecular function: ATP binding; RNA helicase activity; nucleic acid binding. Lineage: Eukaryota; Apicomplexa; Aconoidasida; Haemosporida; Plasmodiidae. The coding region runs from base 1 to 3525 and encodes 1174 amino acids. The transcript has a single exon.
AUGAAAGUGAAGAAGGCGCGCACGAAGGGAGGCCUCGCCCGCGCGGGAAAGGGGAAGAAGAAGGUUACCAAGGGGAGUAACGCUCAGUCUGGAGUCCUACAAAGGAAGGCCAACGUGAACCGCUCAGUGCCUAAAAAAACAACCUCCAUAGUGAAGAAGCCAGUUCGAGGUGCAGGUAGUAAGCGAUACAGUUGGUUAUUCCAAAAAGGGGGGGAGAAGACCCAACCUGCUUCCACGAAGGGGGGAAAAAUGUCCCCCUCAGGUGGAGACAGCCCCGAUAGCGAUGAGGACGAAGCGGAAAGUGGAGGUGGAAGCGAAGGUGCAGGCCGAAUCACAAAUCGAAUCGAACGCGAGGGAGGGGCCAAAGCGAGAAAAAAAAAGUUCGUCCUGUACAAGAACAAAAAGGGGAAGAAAAAAAAAAAAAAAAACAGAAACAAAGGAAUGCUGACCUGCUUCCACAACCUCGGUCUGAGCGAAAACAUGUGCCGAAGCAUAUCCAGUAAUUUGAAAUAUAACCGACCCACAGACAUACAAAAAUUGUGCAUCCCCAAAAUACUGCACAGGAAGGACAUCAUAUGUAUAAGUAAAACGGGGACGGGGAAAUCGCUCGUCUAUGUGAGCACACUGGUAGACCUCCUAGCAGAGCACAGUCAAUUUUUCGGAGUCAGAGGCUUAGUGUUGGUGCCCACGAAAGAGCUAGCCAUUCAGAUCUUCAAAUUGUCAAAAAAAAUAUGCAAAAAUUUUUUUAAUUUAAAAAUAAAUGUAAUAAUCGGUGGAAUUAAUUUGAACAAGCAAUUCGAUAUGCUGAAGGAAAAUUUAGACAUCCUGAUAUGCACCCCGGGAAGACUGAGCUUUAUAUUGAAAGAAACAAACUUAAGUCUGGAGAAAGUGGAAGUGCUGAUCAUUGAUGAAGCUGACAGGCUCCUGGAGUUAAACUAUUUCAACGACAUGAAUAAUAUUUACAAAGCUCUGCAUCGUACAAACAAACAGACGUUACUAAUCAGUGCAACUCUCCCAACGGAUGUACAAAACUACUUCAAACUGAAGUUAAACAAUCCGGAAGUGUUGUCCCUCAGUUCAGAUAAUACGAUAAGUGAUAAAAUGAAUUUACACUUUUUAUUCACCAGAUCGUAUGAGAAGUAUGGAGUGUUAAUUAAAUUAAUUUUCCUUUUUAAAAAAAAAAAACUCGGAAAAACUCUCAUUUUUUUCUGCACAAAAUAUCAUAUUUUAUUUUUUUCCAAAAUAUUAUCCUCUUUGAAAAUUCAUCAUGCCAUGUUGUAUGGAAAUUCAGACACCUCCUUUCGCUUCGAUCAGAUUAAGAAGUUUACCAAUAGUGAGGAGAUCCAAUUUUUGCUCGUGACUGAUGUUGCUGCCAGGGGGAUAAACAUCACCAGUGUUCAGAACGUAAUAAAUUAUAACUUACCCUUUUCUCCAAAACUCUUUAUUCACCGCGUCGGUCGUGCCUGCAGGGAUGACGCUAUGUCAAGUGGCUACGCUGUAUCCCUUGUCACCUACCAGGAUGUCCUGUAUGCCUACGAGAUAUGCUUCUUCAUAGGCAAGAAGCUCAAAUUUUUCAGGCGCGCCGUGGAGAAGGUAGGCCAGCCCGCAGAGGCGGCUAAGACGAGCGAUAAUGUGGGGAUCAUCGACUCAGACGAACCAACAGACGUCGCAGACAUCGCACACACCGCCGCCGCCGCGCACGCCCCCCUCCCUCGCGACGUCGUCUAUCUCGGCUCGCUCAACCAUGUCAGCGACUACAUCGAACUUGUGGACACCCAGAAAAACGCAGACGAGGAGCUGGGCUCUCUCAACAGGAGCAUCCUCGCCUCCUACAAACUGUACUACGCCAUGAGACCCAAAGUGUCAAAAUACGCAAGCACAGAAUGUGUCAAUAAAAUUAACAAAAUAGGCGGCGUUUACAAACUCUGCUUGUUUUAUCACCCUGAUGAAAUUUAUGAGAAUGUUCCAUCCGAUGGUGCAAGAGAAGAAAAUCCUCCCCGGGGUGGAAAGCAGCCGAAUGGGGAGGAGCUGGCGCAAGUGGAGAGGAAAUUGGGAUAUGUUUUAUCGAGCGAUGUUGUAUCGGGCGAUGUUGUAUCGGGCGAUGUUGUAUCGGGUGAUGUUGUAUCGGGCGAUGGUGUGAUUAGCUCUCCGAACGGGGGGGAAGCAAACAGGGAAGGAGUCACCAAAGUCGGGGAACCCCCUAGAGGAGCCCUCGCCCAGCCGAAGAAUUACACUCACAACGAACUCAUGACGAUCAUCCACAAUUUCCAAAGCAAUGACAGCGGGAAGGUGAGAGGAAUAUCAGACGACAUCAAAGAUAAGUUAAACAAACUGAAGGCGAGGAUGCAUACGACUAAGCGGGCCCCAAGUGGAGAAGACAUGGACGACAUGGACGAACUCAUGGGCGCCCUUGCCAUGGGUCUCUGCGAUCACGAGCAUGAUAGCGAUUACGAAUUGGAGCAAUUGUGGAAGGACCGCGAAAAUGGUAGUGGAGGCCAUUCGGGGGAAGGUCAAACGGAACUAAGUAACAAGCCGAAGAAAAUGAGCAAGAGGGCGUUAAAAAAGAAGAAGAAGGAGGAGCAGCAACAGGAAAAACAGAAGCAAGAAGGGAAAGAAGCAACAUGUGUGGAACCCACGAAGGAGGGUCCCCCCAUAGAACAAGCUUCCCCAAACGGAAACACCAGAAGAAGCAACAUCAAUAUCCCCUUUGAUGAAAUAUUAGAAAAAAUAAAUAAGAGAAAAAUGAAACAAGAAACAGCCGCAGCAUUUGCCAUUAAAACUCCUGGAUUCGACUUACCUCCAGAUGAAGAAGAAGAAUUGAACAAACAGAGAUUCCAAAAGAGAAAAGUUUGGGACAUGAGGAAGAGAAAAUUUGUCCUACAAGAAAUAGACGUCUUCCAGAGUGAUGAUUUCAAGAAGAAGGACAGACGGAAGGAUGUUGAGACACCUGGAAAAGGGAACCACGGGGAAGGUGGCGCAGCCGAACCGACUAGCAACCUCUACCAUAAGUGGGUGAAGCGCACAAAGAAUCGAAUCAAAAAUGUAGGAGAGCUGGAAGAGAAAGGAAACCAAAAGGGGGCAAACACUUCUAUGAGUACGAAACGGGCGCAGGGCUACUCAGAGGACCAUACCACAAGUAACCAGCUGGACGACGAAAAAGAGACGCAUUUGCAAAUGCUGAAGCAGAACCAUCCCGAGAUUACCGAUUCGUUGUCCAGAAAUAUGAAGCUGACUAAGAAGCAGCAGAGGCUGUACAAGAAAUACCUCUCGGGCAGAUAUAUGGAUCCAAAACCAGACUCCGCUCUACACAAAAGUCUCCCACAGAUGCAGAAGGAGAAGGCCAAAAUGCUACAGAAAAAACUCAGAACAGAUAAGAACUUCCGCAUGAGGUAUGCACGCAUGAAGAAGAAGCGGCACGAACAGAAGCUUCGGGAAAAGGAGAACCUGAAGGGCGCCCGCGCGCGCUCCCUGGCCAUUGUUAAGAGGAAGAAAAUAGCCAAGCGUGGCGGCAAGGCGCGGAAGUGA